AGAGCUUCAACUCAGUCUUUAAUGGAGCCAUUGAUCACUCAACUAUUUCUUCAUCCUUUUUUUGGCCUCUCUUCUUCUUCAUAUUCCGGCGACCUCGCCGCCACCAGAAGUGGAGUUUAUACGGUUUUCUAUUUCGAUUCCCAUUUCUCUUGGCUUUGAAAACCAUCAGGUCUCUCCAGAGGAAUAAUCAAUCACACACACGCCUCCGUGGACCCUCACAAGCACUCUGUAAUGGAUGAUUGUGUUCGAUCGUAUGUCACUUUCUUGCGUUGAACCUUUCCGUUUCGAUCUGGGCUGACUCCUUCAAUUUGGGGGGAAAAUGAAAAUAAAAGAACGCUUCAAAUAUGGUUGAGAAGGAAUUUUUCACUGAAUAUGGUGAAGCUACUCAAUAUGAAAUUCAAGAACUUAUAGGUAGAGGGAGCUAUGGAGUUGUUGCAUCUGCCAUAGACACUCAUUCUGGUGAGAAAGUUGCUAUCAAGAAGAUAAAUAAUGUCUUCGAGCAUGUUUCUGAUGCCACACGUAUUCUAAGAGAAAUAAAGCUGCUCCGAUUUCUCCGACAUCCCGAUAUCGUUGAUAUCAAACAUAUAUUGCUCCCUCCAUGUAGAAGGGAGUUUAAAGAUUUGUACAUUGUUUUUGAAUUGAUGGAGUGUGAUCUUCAUCAUGUACUCAAGACUAAUGAUGAUCUCACCCCUCAGCAUCAUCAGUUUUUCUUGUAUCAACUUCUUAGAGCCUUGAAGUAUAUACAUUCAGCGCAUGUGUUCCAUAGAGAUUUGAAGCCGAAGAAUAUACUUGCUAAUGCUGACUGCAAACUGAAGAUUUGUGACUUUGGACUUGCGCGUGCAUCUUUUAGUGAUGCCCCGUCUGCCAUUUUUUGGACUGAUUAUGUGGCUACUCGAUGGUACCGUGCUCCUGAACUCUGUGGUUCUUUUCUCUCAAAGUAUACACCAGCUGUUGAUAUUUGGAGCAUAGGAUGUAUAUUUGCUGAAAUGUUGGCAAGCAAGCCUUUGUUUCCUGGGAAAAGUGUUGCCCACGAGCUGGAUCUAAUAACGGACUUGCUCGGUACCCCUUCGGCUGAAUGUAUUGCCAAGAUUCGUAACGAAAAGUCUAAAAGGUAUUUGAGUGGCAUGAGAAAAAAACAUCCAAUUCCUCUGUCAAGAAAGUUCCCCAAUGCAGAUCCACUAGCUCUUCGUUUACUCGAACGUCUGCUCGCAUUUGAUCCCGAUGAUCGUCCUUCUGCAGAGGAGGCAUUAGCUGAUCCAUACUUCCAUGGACUGGCAAAUCUGGAGGAUGAACCAUCCAGGCAACCCAUUUCAAAACUCGAGUUCGAGUUUGAAAGGGGAAAGUUGACACAAGAUGAUGUCAGAGAGCUUAUUUAUAGAGAAAUUUUAGAGUAUCACCCUCAAAUGUUACAGGGCUACCUUCAAGGUUCUGGGAGUCACUUCUUGUAUCCCAGUGGAAUUGAUCGAUUCAAGCGUCAAUUUGAUAAUCUUGAGGAACGUUCUGGUAGAGUUGAGAGAGGCACAGGCAGUCCACUUCUAAGGAAGCAUGCCUCCUUGCCUAGGGAGCGAAUAUAUACACCACGAGAUGAAGACGAUGAUGAAAAAUGUAUAUCGGAACGGAGAACUGCAGCGCUUCGAAGCCCUCCUGGACCUGCUUGUUCAUUAACUGCUCAGAAUGGUUCUGUUCAUGUAGAUUGCAAUAGCUAUAACCUGUUGAGGAAUGCAAGUAUAAGUUGUUCUAAAUGGGUGGAUUAACUGGGAAGGCUGCACUUAGAACUUUCAAUUUUAUUACUAAGUUGUUGUUUUUCUUAAAUUCUGCUAAAAACAUAUGUUUUAUACUCAUUUAAUGUAAUGAGUAUCUUUGUCUUA
Cucurbita maxima (winter squash) is the source of this 1868-nucleotide messenger RNA. Its product is annotated as mitogen-activated protein kinase 9. Gene Ontology annotation, cellular component: nucleus; cytoplasm. The transcript is spliced from 11 exons. The record is from RefSeq and is a predicted model, not a curated record. Gene Ontology annotation, biological process: protein phosphorylation; intracellular signal transduction. Bases 345 to 1754 code for a protein of 469 amino acids. NCBI's taxonomy places the organism in Eukaryota, Viridiplantae, Streptophyta, Magnoliopsida, Cucurbitales, Cucurbitaceae. Gene Ontology annotation, molecular function: MAP kinase activity; ATP binding.